This is a messenger RNA of Sesamum indicum (sesame), 1640 nucleotides long. NCBI's taxonomy places the organism in Eukaryota, Viridiplantae, Streptophyta, Magnoliopsida, Lamiales, Pedaliaceae. The record is from RefSeq and is a predicted model, not a curated record.
CACACAUAAAACUUAGCAGCUAUGAUUUCAUUCUCCUCAACCCAUCCUACUUCCGCCGCUCAACCGCCCACAACCUCCGCCUCCGCCUCCGCCUCCUCUGCCGCCGGAACGUCGAGGCUUUUCGAUCACCAUGUCAGCAAAUUAUCCUCCUUGUCGUUGCCGCAGUUCCACCAAUAUUCCGGCCGCUACCGCCGUGGCCUUCGGGUGCGUGCAAUCGACGCCGCACAGCCUUACGACUGCGAAGCUCACCUCAUGAAUCGCUUCACUCAGUCCACCAAGCUGAAAAUCGCAAUAAUUGGGUUCGGAAACUUCGGUCAAUUCCUCGCCAAGGCGUUCAUCCGCCGAGGGCACACUGUAUACGCGCAUUCACGAUCCAAUUAUCUCUCGGUUGCGCAAUCCAUGGGUGCUGCCUUCUUCUCCGAUCUCCACGACCUCUGCGAGCAGCAUCCAGACGUCAUCCUCAUCUGUACAUCUAUUAUUUCGACAGAAUCCGUGCUCAAGUCGUUGCCCCUCCAGCGUCUCAGGCGGAAUACUCUUUUUGUUGAUGUUCUGUCUGUCAAAGAAUUUCCUAAGAAUAUUUUUCUCCAAGUUCUUCCCCCUUAUUUUGAUAUUCUGUGUACACACCCGAUGUUUGGACCCGAGAGUGGGAAGCACAGUUGGCAGAAUUUGCCAUUUGUGUUCGAAAAGGUGAGGAUUGGAAAUGAGGAAUCAAGGCUUUCGAGGGUUGAGAAUUUCUUGGAUAUAUUUAAGAAGGAAGGGUGUAGGAUGGUGGAGAUGACCUGCGCCGAGCACGAUAAGUAUGCUGCCGGAACGCAAUUCAUCACCCACACUAUGGGGAGGAUUCUUGAGAAGCUUCAAUUGGAUAGUACUCCGAUUAAUACAAAAGGGUAUGAGACUUUGUUGGACUUGGUGGACAAUACUGCAAGCGAUAGUUUUGAUUUGUAUUAUGGGCUUUUUAUGUACAAUAAGAACGCUAUGGAGCAGCUGGAGAGGUUGGAUUUGGCAUUCGAGGCACUGAAGAAAGAGUUAUUUGGACAUUUGCACGAGAUUUUGAGGAAGCAGUUGUUUGGGAAGGCGGAGGAGGGGGGCCUGAGGGGGCCGCUCCUGGGGAAGUUGCCCAAGAAUGGGGCUCCAUUGUUGCCGCCUGGAACGCCACAAGUGGAGAAUGUGGGCGAAGACGGGAAUUAGGAUGGUUUCACUUCUAUUAGGGAAGGGCGACAGUGAUGUUUCAUGGAUGAGCAAGCUCGACGGUAAAAGGCUGCGGAUCAGUUGAGCUUACUAGGAAUUUUUGAAGCAGCUAAAAAUUUGAAGGAAAUACUUUUACUAGAUUGAUGAAGCAUGCUUAAUCAAGAAUGCAGUUUCCACAGCUUUAUCUAUGAAGAAUGGAGAAUCGAAUGGUAAACUGUGAAUCAUAUUUUUGUCCCUUAGGUUUUCCAUUAGUAACAGAACUUGUAACAUAGUUAGAACUAUUUCAGAUGUCUAAAUCUCCAUAGUUAAACAAAAGCAACAGCAUUCCUCAGCAACGAAAAAUGGUGAUGAAUUAUCUUACAGAGGGUUAGAGACUCUUCUAUCGUAUCAGUAUACACAAUGUGAAUAUUGUGUAUUCAUAUUGUUUUGUAAAAUGCUGUGUUCAUAUUUCC